Molecule: messenger RNA, 834 nt
Organism: Capra hircus (goat)
Lineage: Eukaryota; Metazoa; Chordata; Mammalia; Artiodactyla; Bovidae
Gene: SPMIP2
Product: chromosome 17 C4orf45 homolog
Exons: 5
Coding region: 111-713 (200 amino acids)
Source: RefSeq, a predicted model, not a curated record
AGUUCAGGUCGCAGACAGGGAAAGGAGAGACAGCAGAGUCUUUGGCUCUUUCUGGUACAGAUAAACUGGUCUGAGGAAGAAAAUCCUAUAACACAGCUACACCCUUGGCCAUGGCGUGUGUAACAUUUCGAGAACCAGUAUCAGCCACGGUGGGAAAGCGGAUGGUGUUCACAGGCCCAGAUUAUGUAAAAGAUCACCUCCCUCAAGUUGCUCAGCACACUGCCUAUAUAGGAGAAAAGCAUCCUGCAAUAGAGAAAACUGGAGAUCUCAGAUAUUUAUGGAGGCCUGCCUCGAACAGAAGCUUGCCAGCUAAAUAUAAACCUGAGUAUGUUGGUGAAAUUGGCUGGGGAAUACCAGAGUAUGAUUUUAUCAACAAAACAAGGCUUCAGACUGGCUUUCACAUCAAGUAUGGAGAGCUCAGUCAAGCUGCUAUUGACAAACUAAGCCACAGAUACCAGUGCCCAUGGCAACCCAAUCCUUCUAUUAUGGACGCGGAAGGAAGCUCCAGUCGUGGUUUUAUUGCCUGGCACAUGGGGGAUUAUGAAGACACCAGCCAAAGAAACUCCAAACGGGCCGUCCUCCUCCGACAGAGCAAGGCAGCCCUGCCCAUAGGGUCCAGACCGCCGAAGCCGCCGAAGCUGCCGAAGCUACCGAAAAAGGAGGAGAAAAGCAAAUUUCGGCCUCCACAUCAACAUGAUGCACGUUGCUACUAGAAGGGAGAACUGCCUGCAAGUGCAGAGCAAGAGUCACGCUGUAAGAGGCCACAGGUGCCUCCUGGGUCACCGCUGGGACAGCGGUCCUGCCGUUUAAAGCCCAAAUAAAGGUUUCAGCGAA